Molecule: messenger RNA, 438 nt
Organism: Magnolia sinica
Lineage: Eukaryota; Viridiplantae; Streptophyta; Magnoliopsida; Magnoliales; Magnoliaceae
Exons: 1
Coding region: 1-438 (145 amino acids)
Source: RefSeq, a predicted model, not a curated record
AUGCGCACAGCUCAGAGCCAACAGAAGAGUUUUACAGAUCGUCAACAUCGUCCCUUGGAGUUUGCUACUGGGGACCAUGUCAAUCUCAAGGUCUCACCCAUGAAGGGUGCAGUUUGUUUUGGAGCCAUGGGGAAGCUUGCCCCGUGGUUCAUUGGACCUUUCGAGAUCACUGGGUGUGUUGGUGUCGUGCCCUAUCGGCUUACCUUGCUACUUCAUUUGUCUGGCAUCCACAAUGUCUUUAAUAUUUUUAUGUUACAGAAGUGUAGGUCAGAUGUCGUUCCUGUGAUAGAUUGGGAGCCGUUAAAGGUUCAUGAGGAUGCUUUUUAUAUUGAGCAACUAGUUCGUAUCCUUAACCGGAAGGAGCAGGUCAUCCGGAUCAAGGUCAUCCACUUAGUGAAGGUUCAUUGGGGUCACCAUAAUGUGGAUGAGGCAUCUUAG